Messenger RNA from Caenorhabditis angaria, 1660 nucleotides. NCBI's taxonomy places the organism in Eukaryota, Metazoa, Nematoda, Chromadorea, Rhabditida, Rhabditidae. The record is from the annotation of a GenBank genome assembly.
AUGGAUUUAGAAUUGCCGAGUUUUUCGGAAAAUUCUCCUGGUUUGGAAAAAUCGAAGAGCGGUAAAAUUUUGGCGUCGACGAGUAAAAAAUUGCUGAAAAAAGCGCCAGAGACUUGUGCAAUUUGUUUGGGAAAAGCGACGGGACACCAUUAUGAUGUGAGUUUUUUUUUUUGGAAAAUGAAGAAAAAAAAUUUUAAUUUUGAAGUAUGGAAAAUUAUCUUCUAGGUCGCCUCGUGCAACGGUUGUAAAUCAUUUUUCCGCCGCGUCACAAUCGAGAAACUCCACUACACAUGUAAAUUCGUUGACAAAUGUUUCGAAAAUCUAACACCCGGCGAUCCGCCACCAAAAUGUCGUUCGUGCCGCUUCAAAAAAUGCGUCGAAGCCGGAAUGAACAAUCUCGGAAUACAUUCAGAACUCAAACAAGAGUUGGAGAAAGAGAAAGAGAAAGAGAAGGAAAAGGAACUUCCAGUGGUCAAGAUCGAGAAACCCUUUCAAACUGUAGAAUCUCAAGUGGGCGAUCUGAUUGAUAAGAUGAUUCGACUAGAUGUUCAGACUGUGAAAUUCCGAGAUUGCGCUUUUAAUCCCAACAAAUAUCCAACACUCAAAGAAUGUAUCAAACAAGAGAAUUCGAUUUUGACAGUCGCAGACACUUAUGGGGUGAGUUUUGAACUAAAAAUCUGUAGUCUGAUUCAACAUCAACAACAAAGUUGUACAAGGAUCGAAACUAGAAACGGAUUAUUUUUUCGAAUAAUUCGAAUUCAUCAUUUCAAAAACAGUAGAUCGUUUCAAAAGCCACGUCACAAAAUUUCUGAGAAAACUCUAUUGAUAUCAAAAACUUUCUAAUCCUUGAUAAAGUACAUAAGUCAUGAAUAACUUAUUAGGGAUUAGGAUUAAUAUAUCCACCCACAAAUCUAAUUAAUAAAUCAUAUAUUUUCAGCCAAUGCCAGGAUGGCCACUGAACAAAGAAAUCGUAGAGGAACAAUUCAAAAAACCGCCAGGCCAACGACAUAAUCCAAUAAUGAAGCGAUGGCUGGUCUACGAGCUGCUCACACAGAUCGAGAUAUCGAAAGCCCUUCCGUUUUUCGCAAUACUUUCCGAAGCUGACAGAUAUCAUUUGAUGCAGGAUACAACAUUGAUGGGUGCAAAUUUGACCAAAUCUUUCUAUAGUUUCGAACAGAAGAGUGAUAGUUUAUUGAGGCCGGAUGGUGUACGAUGGUUUGAUUUACCAUUUCCACUUGGUAAUCAUCCACUUCGUGUAGAUAUCGGAAUGCGAUGUUUGAAUGCGAUUCUACGAGUUGGCAUUGAUCGUGUUGAAUUUGUUCUACUCCGCGCGUUAGUUCUCUCGAAUCCAGGUAAGAAUUUUUUUUUAAAAUUCUGUCCUACAACAUUCAAUAUUCCAUUUCCAGCCGUUCCCGAGAUAUCCGAAGAUGCCCGAAAUAUCCUAACCCGUGAACGCCAAAAAUACAACAUCGCACUUCUUCGUUACGUGCUUGCCAAACACGGUGUCAAUGGUCCCGCAAGAUUCGCCAACAUUCUAGGAUUCGUCGACAUUUUGGAGCAUCAACAAAAAGCUCAACGCGAUUUGGGCGUACUUAUCAAUAUAGCCAGACCAAAUAGAUGCAAAAUUCCAAUUUUAGACGAGAUUAUGAAAAAUGUAUAA